CAGAUGACACAAACGCGGUGUAUCUUUUCGCUCUUUUUUCCAAACAAACGAGGGAAGAAACUGUAUUAGCUUAAUGACACUUGUCCUACAUGAAGAAUAGCGACUUAUAGCGUAAUAGAUGAUUAUUGCACGAUUAGAUUCUAUCUACUGAAACGAAACCAUAUGAAGCAAUAUAAUAAUGAAUAUCAAUAGCGAGUGAUAGUAGUAGAGGAACCAGAUAAGGCGAUACUAAGCAUCCUGAACGAUGCUGUACCUCAAGCAGAAAAGAAUUUUGGUGAAAACAUCAUCGCCGUUCAUAUUUCCACAGUCCAAGUGGAUCGUGCCAACGUAGACAGCAGUUUCGAGAGAGUAUGUGCUGCCUUAUUUAAGGGAAUCAGUAUCAUACUCGACAUGACCUGGACUGGUUGGGAUCGCCUACGAAAUUUGGCCGACGAGAACGGAAUAAUAUACAAACGGGGCGAUAGCAAUAUAAACCCGUACAUACAAGCCAUCGACGAUCUUUUGAUGUUGAAAAACGCCACGGACGUGGGCCUGAUCUUCGAAGAUGAAAGGGAGUUAAAUCAGAGUCUCUACUAUUUAAUCGGGAAUUCGAUCAUAAGGCUGGUGGUGAUCGACGAGUUCACGGAGAAAACAGUGUCAAAGAUCAGGAACAUGAGACCAUCGCCAUCUUAUUACGCAAUCUACGCGAGCACAGCCAAGAUGGAGGAUUUCUUCAGAACGGCUGUGCAAGGAGGACUGGUUACAAGAAAUGGAAUAUGGAACUUGGUGUUCACUGACAAUAAUUAUGAGACCUUUAAAUAUAUCAGCAGAGAAUACCAGUUGGAUGUUUCAAUUACUGUUCUAUCGAUGAAGAAGGAUGUUUGCUGCAGACUAAUCGGUGAACCGGCUUGCAGUUGUCCCUCUGAUGUUCAAAUAUUUUCACAUUACUUUAAGAGAUUAGUAGGCCUGAUAGUGAGUUUAAUGAGCGACCUGCAAGCGUCUGGCAUCAGCGUGGAACCGAAAACUGGCCGAUGCCCUUCGCCAAACACGAUUCAAGCUUCGAAUCUCACGUCUGAGGCAUUUAACAAUAAUAUACUAGCGAAAUUAGGAGGUAAUGACACGUUCGAGUACUGGUCAGAGAAAGGAAUGAUCACUUACAAAGCCGAAAUUGAGUUGGAGGAGUUUAAUGGGAUUUUGGAACCGCUGGCCACUUGGACGAUGCAUGGUAAAAUCAAAGAAGCUGAGAAAAACAAGAUAAAGCCUGCUAGAAGAUUCUUCCGAAUCGGAACUGCUCCUUCAGUGCCUUGGACCGUUCCCAGAUUGGAUCCAUUAACUGGAAAGAUCAUGAAGGAUGAGAAAGGAAAUGAUAUGUGGGAUGGCUAUUGCGUGGAUUUUAUAAAGAAAUUAUCCGAGGAGAUGGAAUUCGAUUAUGAUCUUGUUGUACCACAGGAUCAUCAAUUUGGGAAGAAGUUAUCUAAUGGACAAUGGGAUGGCUUGAUCGGUGACCUUGCUAAAGGGGAAACAGAUAUGGUAGUUGCAGCAUUGACAAUGACUUCAGAACGUGAGGAAGUGAUCGAUUUCGUCGCCCCAUACUUUGAGCAGUCUGGCAUAUUAAUUGUGAUGAGGAAACCUGUGCGCAAGCCGUCUCUCUUCAAAUUCAUGACAGUACUGAAAGUCGAGGUAUGGUUAAGCAUCGUCGGGGCAUUAACGUUAACUGGCAUCAUGAUUUGGAUACUCGACAAGUAUUCUCCGUACAGUGCCAGAAAUAAUAAACGACUCUAUCCAUAUCCUUGCCGGGAAUUCACGUUGAAAGAGAGUUUCUGGUUCGCUUUGACGUCUUUUACACCCCAGGGUGGCGGCGAAGCUCCUAAAGCAUUAUCGAGCAGAACAUUAGUAGCCGCUUACUGGCUGUUUGUGGUCCUAAUGCUCGCCACGUUUACCGCUAAUUUGGCUGCUUUCCUUACUGUGGAAAGAAUGCAGUCUCCUGUGCAAUCUUUGGAACAAUUAGCGAGGCAGUCAAGAAUCAAUUACACCGUGGUGGCUAAUUCUGGGGUACAUCAGUACUUCAUGAAUAUGAAGAAUGCAGAGGAUAAGUUGUACACAGUAUGGAAAGAAAUCACGUUAAACAGUACCAGCGACCAAGUAGAGUAUCGAGUUUGGGACUAUCCAAUCAAGGAACAAUACGGCCACAUAUUGCAAGCUAUUACGCAGGUCGGUCCUGUUGUAAAUUCCAGAGAAGGUUUUCAAAAGGUGAUAGAAAGCGAAAAUGCAGAAUUCGCUUUCAUCCACGAUUCAUCGGAGAUAAAGUAUGAGGUAACGAGGAAUUGCAAUCUGACUGAGGUUGGGGAAGUGUUUGCGGAACAGCCUUAUGCAAUUGCUGUUCAACAGGGAAGCCAUUUGCAAGAGGAAAUAAGCAGAAAGAUUCUGGAUUUGCAAAAGGACAGAUACUUUGAAAUGUUGGCGUCUAAGUAUUGGAAUCAAUCGUUGAAGGCACAGUGUCAGAAUUCUGAUGACAACGAGGGAAUAACAUUGGAGAGUUUGGGUGGAGUGUUCAUCGCAACUCUUUUUGGUCUAGCUCUAGCGAUGAUCACGUUAGCAGGAGAGGUGUUUUACUAUCGAAAACGAAACACACAAGACAAACAAAAAGAUAAAAAGAAAGUGAAAACCAUCGACAACGAGAAGCUGAUGAUGCAGAAGUUGGCCUCGAAAUUGCAAAUGAAACCUGCGCCGACCAAUGCGUUUUUCGAGAAAACGAUGAAUCCUCCCCGCGUUUCUCACAUUUCUGUGUACCCUCGCAAUUUCACUUUCAAAGAAUGAAAACCUUCAUAGAGUAAAUUAAUAUGAUUUAGAAUAGAGCUUAUAAUGUAGGGAAAUCUUGUACACACGAUCAAAUCGUUCUGUACUCGAAUGAUAAUUUAGAUUCGAUAAUAAUUUUAAUAAGAAACGAUGGCAGCGUAAAACGAGAGUGAAAAUAAAGUUUCUAGCUAGAAAACAUAGUUUUACAAGAACCAGUUUCUUUUACUGUUUUGUAAUAUUUGUCGAUUCUUUACGCCUCUCGCGAGCCCCGGAAACAAUCAUAAAUCGAUCGAUUGUAAAAGAUAUUUCACUUUCGUUUUAAUUAACUCUGUACUAGCAGCUUGUAGUCACGUGAAUAAACAAUUAAGAAUAUUUUUUA
Bombus pascuorum is the source of this 3154-nucleotide messenger RNA. RefSeq names its product ionotropic receptor 25a (gene Ir8a). Gene Ontology annotation, cellular component: postsynaptic membrane; plasma membrane. NCBI's taxonomy places the organism in Eukaryota, Metazoa, Arthropoda, Insecta, Hymenoptera, Apidae. The coding region runs from base 391 to 2796 and encodes 801 amino acids. Gene Ontology annotation, molecular function: glutamate-gated receptor activity; transmitter-gated monoatomic ion channel activity involved in regulation of postsynaptic membrane potential. The transcript has 16 exons. Gene Ontology annotation, biological process: monoatomic ion transport; synaptic transmission, glutamatergic; modulation of chemical synaptic transmission. The record is from RefSeq and is a predicted model, not a curated record.